This is a messenger RNA of Emiliania huxleyi CCMP1516, 839 nucleotides long. RefSeq lists its product as hypothetical. The transcript has 3 exons. The record is from RefSeq and is a predicted model, not a curated record. Bases 75 to 839 code for a protein of 254 amino acids. Lineage: Eukaryota; Haptophyta; Isochrysidales; Noelaerhabdaceae.
GCGCCCGGAGGAGAGGCAGCUCUUGUGCGCUUGUGCCGAGUACCUCUCUCACAGCACACUGACACGAGAGGGCGAUGUCGGGCUUCGCCCCCUUUAAGCCCUCGGAGCUGAACAAGGAGGCCCGCGAGAGCAUGCAGCAGAGCGGCUCGCUCAUCCCGUCGCAGUCCCGCCUCAGCAUCCCUCCGCCACCGCCGCCGGGAGGCCCUCCCGCAGGCGCCGAUCCGUACGACCGCUUCGGCUCACUGCCCGGCUUCGAGUCUGGGGACUCCGCCGCCGCGGACGCGCCGGCGGCGGUCGGCAUGUCUGAGGCGGAAGUGCGGCUCGCCAGCGGCAUUCCGCCGCCGCCGCCGCCCGGCGGGCCGCCUUCCGGGAUGCGCCCGCCACCGCCGCCGCCCAGUGGUCCUCCGGGCGGGAAGAGGCCGCGCGAGGCGGACUGGGUGGAGGCGGGCUCGGACGAGGGGUCGGACGAGGAGCUCGACCUGCGGGGCGGCGGCGUCGGGUCGUGCCCGCUGCCCGCCAUCGGCAGCGCGCCCCCAAACUCGACCGAGGAGUGGGCGAGCGUGCACGACACGCCCGCGCUGCACAACAUGCUGCAGGAGGACCGGGCCGAGGCGGAGAGGUCGCACCCGGACGUGCACCCGCUCCCGCCUGGCGCCUUCGACCUGCCCGGCCGCGUCGUCAAGCUCUCUGCGCUCGAGGAGUCGGCCGCAACAGAGGCCCUCGACGCGCCCUUCUCGAACAGCACGCGCACCGGCCGGGCUAGUCGCGGCCCACUGGCCGGCCCGCGGGGCGGCCUUCGUGGGCUGGAGGAGGAGGAGGAAGAUUUGCUCCAGAACUAA